AUGAGAUAUGACGAAUCAUAUUUGAAAAUCGGUUUUACAGUGAUAAAUUCUGGUGAAGAAGAAAAACCGCAGUGCAUUUUGUGCUUCGAAGUGUUGGCAACUACUUCACUAAAACCCAGCAUGUUAAAGAGACACUUGGAAACUAAGCAUCCCAGUUCAACUCAAAAAGAUGCAGACUUCUUAAAACGCAAAACCGAAAGAGUGAUUGAAUCCAGACUUGGUGACUUGGAAAUGUUUUCGCAAGACAUUACGGCUGGUCUGAAGGCUUCUUAUGAGGUUUCGAGGAAAAUUGCUGCCGGCAGAUAA
This is a messenger RNA of Octopus sinensis (East Asian common octopus), 306 nucleotides long. RefSeq names its product zinc finger BED domain-containing protein 5-like. The transcript has a single exon. NCBI's taxonomy places the organism in Eukaryota, Metazoa, Mollusca, Cephalopoda, Octopoda, Octopodidae. Bases 1 to 306 code for a protein of 101 amino acids. The record is from RefSeq and is a predicted model, not a curated record.